AUGUACCAUCUCUCUUCCUGCCUGUCUCGCUCCCUUUGGAACUCAGUGUCUCGCCUCAUGGGCGCCACAAGUGCAGCCGUUGCCGGCGCCUACCAGCAGCAUUCCACAAGCCUCGGCUUCCCCAGCGUCACGGACGCCUCCAGCUCGUGUUACUCGAGUCCCGGACUGCCCAUCGGGCCGGGCCUCGUCGGCCUCGACACUUCGCCCUGCUCCACACCCGCCGAGACGCGCCAGUCACAUCCGACCAGACAGUUGGCAGCGCAGCAUCAGCAACCACAUCAACAUCAGCAUCAGCACCUGCACCAGCAACAGCAUCACCAACAAUCUCAACACGACCAGCCUCCUCCACCUCCUCCACAUCAUCCUCCACCUCCUCCCCCUCCCCCUCCUCCUCCUCCUGCUCCUGCUCCUCCUCUCCCUACUUCCCUCCCACCUCCGCCACCUCAUCCUCCCCACCAGCACCACCACCAACAACAACAACAACAGCAACAGUUGAUGAUGAAUGCAGCCUAUUCGGCGGCUCACAAUUGCGGCGUC
This is a messenger RNA of Protopolystoma xenopodis, 537 nucleotides long. Lineage: Eukaryota; Metazoa; Platyhelminthes; Monogenea; Polystomatidea; Polystomatidae. The record is from the annotation of a GenBank genome assembly.